Miscanthus lutarioriparius is the source of this 729-nucleotide messenger RNA. The record is from the annotation of a GenBank genome assembly. Lineage: Eukaryota; Viridiplantae; Streptophyta; Magnoliopsida; Poales; Poaceae.
AUGGAUCCUAAGCCCGACGCCAGCUCGCCCGCCGCGGCGGCCGAGGAGCACGCGGCGUAUCCGCGGCUGUCCCCGGAGGACAUCGAACCGCCGCCGCCGCCUGUCGUGCCGCCGGCCGGCGCCAACCCCUACGUGCUCUCCGCCCCGUCGUCCAAUCCGCCCGCCAAGGGCGCUAGGGAGAACCUGAGGGAGAUGUUCGGCAUGGUGGGGAAGAAGUUCAACGAGGCCGCGCGCAAGACCGAGGGCAUCGCCGGCGACGUCUGGCAGCACCUGAAAACUGGACCCAGCAUUACUGAUACUGCCAUGGGGAGGAUUGCUCAGAUAUCAAAGGUUAUAUCUGAGGGUGGCUACGACAAGAUAUUUCAGCAGACUUUUGAGUGCUCGCCUGAUGAGAAGCUCAAGAAGGCAUACGUGUGCUACCUAUCAACGUCGCAUGGACCGAUCAUGGGCAUCCUGUAUCUCUCGACUGUGAAGAUUGCAUUCGGUAGCGACAGCCCUGUGAAAUAUGUGACUGAGGACAACAAAACUGAGUCAUCCUUUUAUAAGGUGGUUUUACCACUUCCUCACCUGAGAUCAGUUACUCCCACAGCAAGUCAGCAAAACCCUGCAGAGAGGUACAUUCAGGUCGUUUCAGUCGAUAGCCACGAGUUCUGGUUCAUGGGUUUCGUGAACUAUGAUAGUGCGGUAAAGAAUCUUCAGGAGGCUGUUCGAGGUGUUCACGGGGCCUAG